AUGUCGUCGAGCAUCGCCGCCAACACGGCCAACGGCCGUUCCGCCGAGCCCCUCUCGCAGGCCAUCCUCCAGAGCGGAUCCAAGGACGAAUACGCCUACGUCAACGAUGUGCGCGUCGCUGGGUUUGAGCCGCUGAUCUCGCCCUCGCUGCUGCUCCACGAGAUCCCCGUGCCCAAGGAGUCGCAAGCCACGAUUGCCCGCGCGCGUGGCCUGUCGAGCGCCAUCAUCAACGGACAGGAUGACCGACUGCUCGUCGUCGUCGGCCCCUGCUCGAUCCACGACCCGGAGCAGGCCAAGGAGUACGCCAAGCUGCUCAAGGCCGGCAUCGAGGAGCGCUGGUCCGAGGGCCUCGUGGUCGUCAUGCGCGCCUACUUUGAGAAGCCGCGCACCACGGUCGGCUGGAAGGGUCUCAUCAACGACCCGGACAUCAACGGCAGCUUCCAGAUCAACCGCGGCCUCAAGGUUGCGCGCAACCUGCUCGUCGACCUCACCGCCCAGGGCGUGCCCGUGGCGUGCGAGGUGCUCGACACCAUCUCGCCCCAGUACACUUCGGAUCUGUACUCGUGGGGAGCGAUCGGUGCGCGCACCACCGAGUCGCAGCUCCACCGUGAGCUCGUCUCGGGUCUCUCGAUGCCCAUCGGAUUCAAGAACGGCACCGACGGUGGCCUCGGUGUGGCCGUCGACGCCAUCCGCGCCUCUUCGCAACCGCACGCCUUUAUGGGUGUGACAGAACAGGGUCUGGCUGCCAUCGUGCGCACCGUCGGCAACGCCGACCUUCACAUUGUCCACCGCGGCGGCUCCAAGGGCACCAACUACGACGCCGCGUCGGUGCAGUCGUCCAAGGAGCAGCUCAAGAAGGCGCUUCCGGACCGCCACCCGUCGAUCAUGAUCGACUGCUCGCACGGCAACUCGAACAAGGACUUCCGCAACCAGCCCAAGGUGGUGGACGCCAUCGCGGAGCAGCUCGAGCAGGGCGAGGAUGCAAUCACGGGCGUCAUGAUCGAGUCGCACCUCAACGAGGGCAAGCAGGGCGAGCCCAAGAACGGCCAGAUCGACCAGCUCAAGUACGGCGUCUCGAUCACCGACGGCUGCGUCGGCUGGGAGACCACCGUGCAGAUGCUCGACAAGCUCAACGCCGCCGUGCUCAAGAGGCGCGCCAACAAGAGCGCCUGA
Molecule: messenger RNA, 1173 nt
Organism: Moesziomyces antarcticus
Lineage: Eukaryota; Fungi; Basidiomycota; Ustilaginomycetes; Ustilaginales; Ustilaginaceae
Product: 3-deoxy-7-phosphoheptulonate synthase
Exons: 1
Coding region: 1-1173 (390 amino acids)
Biological process (GO): aromatic amino acid biosynthetic process
Cellular component (GO): cytoplasm
Molecular function (GO): 3-deoxy-7-phosphoheptulonate synthase activity
Source: RefSeq, a predicted model, not a curated record